ACUUCAGAGAAAAGAGAGCUGCAAACAGAUAGUGUAGAGAACGGUCCAGAACACUUAACCUGCUCCGUUCAACAUUUUCCUUUCACGUCUUUCAGAGAGAUCAGAACUUGUUAUUUGGAUUACAGGGCCUUACUCUUUUUUUUCUGCUUUUUCCUCCUAUUUUUAGCGGAUAUCAUGGAAAGGCCUAUCGGAUAUCUUCCAAGAGUACCAGCACCGCAGCCUUUUAGUCCCAUUGCGGACAACAACAUGCUCUACCAACCUCAGCCUGGCUUCCAACCCACACCACCGUACCCAGGUUUCUCUCCAGACUACAAUGGAGCCUACCAAGCUCAGCCUGGGAGCUAUCCCAAUCCAGUUCAACAACCUGCUUACCCGUAUAGCCCACAGCAACCUCAAGUCGUACAACCCGCAGGGGCCCCGGUGGUGGUGAUAAUGCAGUCGCAGCUGACUGAUGUUCCUGGACAGAUAAUGUGUCCUUACUGCCAAAACAUUGUUAUCACUCAAAUCGGGUACGUAACUGGCAGUUACACCUGGAUGAUCUUUGGCAUACUAGCAGUCUUCAUGUGCUGGUGUUGCUGUUGUAUCCCCUUCUGCGUGGAUUCUUGCAAGGAUGUGGAGCAUUCCUGCCCCCACUGUCACAACGUCCUGCACAUCCAUCCAAGAAUAAAAUAACAAUAAAAAGUAGAUAGACUUUAAUCAUGACUAAAUAUAGAUCUGGACAGGAGCCAAAGCUCUCCAUGCAAACACCCAUCAGACAAAGCAAAAUACUUUCUUAGUCUUUGAAGUGAAACGUCAAACAUCCACCACUGAUGAAGAACAGAUUAGAAGAGAAUGAAGACCUCUUUGUGCGGCUGCCGUGUUUACUGAUUUAAAUGUGCAUGAUGCAAAUAUGGGUACACAUUUUAUUAUUCAGUGGGAUUUAUGUUAUGCAUUCUAUUUCAUCUAUUGUGAUCAUUGUAUGAAUAUUUUCCCUCAUUGUAAAGCACUUUGUUCUGCAUUUCUUUAAA
Molecule: messenger RNA, 1007 nt
Organism: Anarrhichthys ocellatus (wolf-eel)
Lineage: Eukaryota; Metazoa; Chordata; Actinopteri; Perciformes; Anarhichadidae
Product: cell death-inducing p53-target protein 1 homolog
Exons: 5
Coding region: 175-672 (165 amino acids)
Cellular component (GO): cytoplasmic side of late endosome membrane; cytoplasmic side of lysosomal membrane; nucleus
Molecular function (GO): zinc ion binding
Source: RefSeq, a predicted model, not a curated record